AAGUAAUCCGUCUUUUGAGUUCAGUGAGUGGAGUGGACAUGAACUGAAAGACAACAAUCCAAAGCGAUUACAAACGGUGUGGGGAAGCCGUUUUUUUUCCAUAUAUCUUCAGCUGGAGUCUAAAAACAUGCAACAAUGACUCAUCCACAGCUGAACGAGUUUAUUCCUCCCCCGGAGUGCCCUGUUUUUGAGCCCAGCUGGGAGGAAUUCGCCGACCCUUUUGCGUACAUCAACAAAAUCCGACCAAUUGCGGAAAAAACUGGCAUCUGCAAAAUCCGACCACCUCCUGACUGGCAGCCACCUUUUGCCUGUGAUGUUGACAGACUAAAGUUCACACCACGGAUACAGAGGCUUAAUGAGUUGGAGGCUCAGACUAGAGUUAAGCUCAACUUCCUGGAUCAAAUUGCCAAAUUCUGGGAGCUCCAAGGAUGCACUCUAAAAAUUCCACAUGUUGAAAGAAAGAUUUUAGAUCUCUACCAGCUCAACAAGUUGGUAAACGAAGAGGGAGGCUUUGAUGCGGUCUGCAGAGAACGCCGCUGGACUAAGAUCUCCGUGAAGAUGGGAUUCGCUCCUGGGAAGGCCAUCGGCUCCCAUCUGCGGGCGCACUAUGAACGGAUCCUCUACCCGUAUAACCUUUUCCAGAUUGGAUCCAAUGUGCCCAAGGCAACCUUAACCAAUGACACUAAGGACAAGGAGUACACCCCACAUGAUCUCCCACAGCGCCAGUCUGUGCAGCCCCAGGAGACCUGCAGCAUCGCUCGCCGAGCUAAACGGAUGAGAUCCGAAAGACUCUCAUUUAAAAGAGAACCUGGUGAAAUUUGUGAGAACCGCCCCAAUCUGAGGAGGAGAAUGGGAACCUAUGCUGUCAAACCAGAGCCUGUGAGAAUGGCAGUCACUGAAAUAAAACAAGAACCAACUGAACACAAGGACCCCUCAGAACAUGAAGAAACCGAUUUAACUAAAAUAAACAAACCCCCACACAGUAAAGUGGACCAAUACAUGUGCCUGAUAUGUGGAAGUGGAAGUGAAGAGGACCGCCUGCUCUUGUGCGAUGGUUGCGACGACAGCUACCACAUCUUUUGUCUCAUCCCACCCCUUCACGAUGUCCCUAAAGGUGACUGGAGGUGCCCCAAGUGCCUGGCUCAGGAAUGUGGCAAACCUCCUGUCGCAUUUGGGUUUGAGCAAGCCAGCAGGAGCUACACGCUCCAAACUUUUGGGGACAUGGCCGACUCCUUCAAGUCAGAUUACUUUAACAUGCCAGUUCAUAUGGUUCCCACUGAGCUGGUGGAGAAGGAGUUUUGGCGUCUUGUCAGCACUAUAGAGGAAGACGUCACAGUGGAAUACGGAGCAGACAUUGCCUCCAAAGAGUUUGGGAGUGGGUUUCCUGUGAAAAACAGCCAUUUUGAAGUCUCUCCAGACGAUGAGCAUUACGUGACCAGCGGCUGGAACUUGAACAACAUGCCGGUGCUGGAUGCUUCGGUGCUGACCCACAUUACAGCUGACAUCUGUGGGAUGAAGGUUCCCUGGCUGUAUGUGGGCAUGUGCUUCUCUUCCUUCUGCUGGCACAUCGAGGACCACUGGAGCUACUCCAUAAACUAUCUGCACUGGGGCGAGCCAAAGACCUGGUACGGAGCUCCUGGUUACGCUGCAGAGCACCUGGAGUCUGUCAUGAAGAAACUGGCUCCUGAGCUGUUUGAAUCGCAGCCCGAUCUGCUCCAUCAGCUUGUCACCAUCAUGAAUCCCAACACGCUGAUGAACAACGGCGUCCCGAUCUUCCGCACCAACCAGUGUGCAGGCGAGUUUGUGAUCACUUUCCCCCGAGCUUACCACAGCGGCUUCAACCAGGGUUUCAACUUUGCUGAAGCUGUCAACUUCUGCACCAUGGACUGGAUGCCUAUUGGCCGGAACUGCGUGGAUCACUAUCGUCAGCUGAGCAGAUACUGCGUCUUCUCCCACGAUGAGAUGGUCUGCAACAUGGCGUUUAAGGCGGACACGAUGGACGUGGAGCUGGCAGCGUCGUUGCGUGAGGACAUGGCCACCAUGAUCCAGGAGGAGAGGGAGCUACGAGAAAAGAUAAACAAGAUGGGCGUGGUGCGGUCCCGACAGGUUGAUUACGAGCUGCUCCCUGAUGAGGAGCGGCAGUGCUGCAAGUGUCGGACCACCUGCUACCUGUCUGGCAUCGCUUGUUCCUGCAGCCCUAACAAGAUGGCUUGUUUGUACCACGCCCAGCACCUCUGCUCCUGUCCCCAUAGCAACCUCACACUUCAUUAUAAGUUUACCCUGGAUGAAUUAUAUCCUCUGAUGGAAGCAGUGAAGCUGCGGUCAGAGUCCUACAAGGAGUGGCUCUCUGCUGUCAAAGACGUAGUGGAGAACAAAGCAUCCAAGAAAAAAGGUUUGGAGGAACUUCACAGCUUAGUGGAGCAAGCGGAAACCAAGGCUUUCCCUAAAAUUAGCCUCCUGGAUCAGCUGCGCAGCGUCAUCUCUGAGGCUGAUAAAGUUGCUGCAAUGGCACAGCAGCUUCUCAACGGGAAAAGGCAGACGAGGUAUCGCUCAGGAGGAGGAAAGUCUCCGAACCAGAACGGACUGACCGUGGAGGAGCUGCGCUCUUUUGUCCAGCAGCUGGAUAACCUGCCAUGUAACAUCCGACAGGCUCCUUUACUUAAAGACCUGCUGACCCGGGUUGAUGACUUCCAGCAGCGUAGCACCCGGCUCCUCUCCGACGAGUCGCCUAGCCCUCAGGAGCUUCAGGAGCUUCUGGAUGUGAGUCUGGGCCUGGAUGUGGAGCUGCCGCAGCUCCCGCUGCUCAGAGAGAGGCUGGAGCAGGCCCGCUGGCUGGAGGCGGUGCAGCAGGCUAGCAGCAGACCUGACAGCCUCUGUCUGGACACCAUGAGGAGGCUGAUAGACCAGGGCGUUGGCCUGGCCCCGCACAGCUCUGUGGAAAGAGCCAUGGCUCGCCUGCAGGAGCUGCUGACUGUGUCAGAGCAGUGGGAGGAGCGCGUGCUCAGCCUCAUGGAUGCCAGACCGUAUCCCAGCAUUGAGACGCUUGAUGCUGCUCUGACAGAAGUAGAAAACAUCCCUGCCUACCUGCCCAACUGUCUGCAGCUGAAGGAUGUUGUUUCAAAAGCCAAGAAAUGGCUCAAUGAAGCAGAAAUGCUUCAGAUGGGAGGACGGAUUCCUGUGCUAGACAGCCUCUCUGAGCUGGUUGUCAGGGCAGAGAGUAUCCCAGCACAGCUGGACCCGCUGAGUCGACUGAAGGCUCUCAUCAGUGACGUUCAGAGCUGGAAGGAGAGCGCAGCAAAAACAUUCCUACUGAAAAACUCCCCCCUCUCUCUCCUCGAGGUCCUCUGUCCAAGAUGUGACGUUGGGUCCGGACAUCAGAAGUGCAGGUCUAAGAAAGUAAAAGAAGCUCCACAGCUCAUCAGAAAAGCCUCGCAGAAACUGGAGUCGCUUUGUGACGUGGAGAGAGCUCUCUCUGAGAGCAGGGACUCUGCCUCUGCUAUGAGCACUUUAGCUGAUGUCCAGCAGAGGGAGAUGGAGCUCCUGUUGGCUCUCAGAGCUUCAAACGAGUCCAAACUCCUUCCUGCUGAGAACUCCUGUGCACUUAGCGUCUGUGUUUGCCAAAAGGCUCCUUCAGGUGCCAUGGUUCAGUGCGAGCUCUGCCGAGACAUUUUUCACCACGACUGCAUCUCUACAGCUGAAGACCUGGACUACGGCCAAGUCUGGCUCUGCUCGCUCUGCCAGCGGUCCAGGAAGCCGCCUCUGGACAAGGUCCUGCCUCUGCUGGCCUCGCUGCAGAGGAUCCGGGUCCGUCUGCCAGAAGGAGACGCCCUCCGCUUCCUCAUUGAAAGAACGGUCCGAUGGCAGUACAAAGUCCAGCAGGCCUGCACAAUCGGACUGCUGGAGAGGAUGGCCAACGCGGGGAGACAUGGACCCAAAACAUCUUCAUAUCUGACUCAGGAAAUAAAUGGUUCAUUUUACACAAAGCAUCGCACUCUUCCGCUCCAAGCUCUUGGUCAUGAGCUGGAGGAGCUGAUGGUGGAGGGCUUCCUGCUGCAGGUCACCCUGCCUGAGACCGAGCAGCUGUACAGAUACCUGCUGUAUAAACUGGCCCCGCUGCCCCCCCACAGCUCCCCUCGUGGGAAUGAGACGGAGCAGUCUGAGAAGGGGAGCCCCCGACACCACAAGAACGGAGGCUCCAAUCUGAAGAAAGACGCCAGUGGACAGAACAAAAGGACGAAACGCAGGAAGGACAGUUCUGACUCUCAGCACAGCGAGAAAGCCAAAAAGUCUCGCAAGAAGAAGCCCAAGAAAAGCAAAGAAAGGAGCGAGGAGUCUAAGAGGACGAGUUCGCCGUCGCACACGGUGUCCGACCCGGCGCUCUCAGACUCGGAGGAAGACUUCUCACUGUGUGCCGCGCCGUGGUGCAGAGAGCCUGAGGGGGACGAGGUAAACUGGGUCCAGUGUGACGGUAACUGUAACCAGUGGUUCCACCAGGUUUGUGUUGGACUGUCUGCUGAGCGAGCGGAGAAGGAGGACUAUGUCUGCAUAAGCUGCACACAGCCGGAUUACGACAGAGGGGAGUGACGACCAAAAAGGAUGAGCAGUCAUUUUUACACAAGCUGCAGCACUUAAACUGAACUCUGUGCUAGCUGCGGCUUCUCCUCUUUAACCCUCUGGCUUGCCCUCAGUGAAAAUGGUGCUAGUUUUUUUUUUUUGGGUCACUUGGCUGUUUUUUUCAGCUAAUCCUUUAUGAAACUUUCCACGACUGGACAUGUUGGUUUAAGGAAAACCAAUGGCGCAGGGAUUUUUGUUUUUGGUUUAUUUUCCAACCAAAAAAAUGUCGUUUUGACAUUUCAUAACAGUUUCUCCUUAGUCCUACAUCUGAACAAUGUGAGCCUGAUCUGUUCCCAUAGGGUAAAUAUUAUUUAUCAGAGCAAUAGCUGAACAGAUUGACAUUCAGCUGCCAUCUGAACUAUGUUUGUGUGUAGAAGAGGCCUUCCUGAAGAAUCACCCUCACUGAUCCUAAAACGUCACUCAGUACCGUAGAUAUUUGUGCCCCUCCCAGCUCUUUAUCUCCGACAAGUGCAGAAGUUUGCACCCGAUCAUUUGGCCGCAUCCCCUAACGGUUAACUGGCGUUCAUAUGAAGUCGGCUUUCCUUUUUUUUGCGCUGUCUGCAGAGGAAGAGGAAGUUUCCUGGAAAAGACUCGAUGAUGUUCACAGAGUGGGAAUGAACUCCCCCGACAUCAGAGGAAUGUACAUUUAGUUUUUUUGGGUGAGCUUUCCUUUUAUGGUUGAGGUUGAAAAUAUUGUGUUGGAUUUAGAUUUAACAGACUGUGUGAUUUAUUUACUAUGGGUAUAUGACCUUUUUCUUGCUCCUUUGGAUAAAUAAUAUAAUUCAUAUGUUGCAGUUUGCAUUAUUAAAUAAAAUGUUUGUUCCCAUA
Messenger RNA from Cyprinodon variegatus (sheepshead minnow), 5442 nucleotides. It is a transcript of the gene kdm5ba, whose product is annotated as lysine (K)-specific demethylase 5B. Gene Ontology annotation, cellular component: nucleus. Gene Ontology annotation, molecular function: DNA binding; histone demethylase activity. Lineage: Eukaryota; Metazoa; Chordata; Actinopteri; Cyprinodontiformes; Cyprinodontidae. The record is from RefSeq and is a predicted model, not a curated record. The transcript has 27 exons. Bases 136 to 4584 code for a protein of 1482 amino acids. Gene Ontology annotation, biological process: chromatin remodeling.